AUGUCAGAGCUGGAGAAGCAGAUGAGUCCCAGCAUGAAACUCAAGGAUAACAGGAUAAAAGCCUGCUUUGGGUUGUUAUGGAAAGCUCAGCUUACAGAUCUGGCCAGCAACAGAGUGCCAGACCAAGCAGUGGGCAUGGUGACACCUUUUAUUCUCUAUUCCAGCAUGGGACUCUGGUCCAGGAUACCUCCAACAUCUGCCAGCUCCAUCAUGAUAUUCUUUCUUGUGAAGCAGUAUUUUCACUCCCAGGCCAAAGGUUCUUUGCUGGAAAAAACCACUACUGGAUGGAACAAAUACAAACAGGAAUGCUUGAAAAUGCUGCAGGAAUCAUCUGUAGACAGUGGAGUACAUUGCAAUGGGACGUUUGAUCAGUUUGUUUGCUGGCCUUACUCACGCCCAGGAAAUGUCUCUGUUCCUUGUCCUUCAUACUUGCCAUGGCUGGAAAACGGAAGUGUAGGACAUGUAUACAGAGUCUGCUUGGAUGAAGGGAUUUGGCAAACAAAGGAAAAUUCCACAGACAUUUGGCGAGAUAGUUCAGAAUGUUCUGAGAAAAAUCAUUUCCAAAAAAACGAGGAAGAACAUAAACUACUCACCACACUUCAGAUGUUAUACACUAUAGGAUAUUACUUUUCCCUCAUCUCACUGGUAUUAGCUCUGCUCAUACUUUCUUUACUCAGAAAACUUCACUGCACAAGAAACUACAUCCAUAUGAAUUUAUUUGCGUCCUUUAUCUUGCGUGCCGCAGCAGUCCUUAUAAAAGACUCUGUAUACAACAAUAUUUACUCCAAAAGACCAAAUGAUGAAACUGGAUGGAUAUUAUACCUCAGUCCGGAGAUUUUGAUAAUUUGCAGGACUGCCCAGUUUUUCAUGCAUUACUUUGUUGGGGCAAAUUACUUCUGGCUAUUAGUGGAAGGAAUUUAUCUGCACACAUUGUUGAUAACUGUGGUGCUCUCUGAAAGAAGACUGCUGCAGACAUACAUUGUGAUAGGAUGGGUUGUUCCAAUCCUGUUUGUGGGCCCUUGGGGAAUAAGCAGAUCCAAACUGGAGAACACAAGGUGCUGGGGAACAAAUGAACACAUGGGGAUCUGGUGGAUCAUCCGAGGACCAAUGUUGUUUUCCAUUGCAGUUAACUUUGGCAUCUUCUUAAAAAUUCUCAGAAUGCUGAUUUCCAAGCUAAAAGCUCAGCAAAUGACCUUUCAUGACUACAAAUACAGAUUGGCAAGAUCUACACUUGUGCUGAUUCCAUUGUUGGGGAUCCACGAAUUUGUCUUUACCUUCAUCACUGAUGAGCAGGUGGAAGGACUUUCAAGACACAUAAGACUUUUCAUUCAGCUGACAAUGAGCUCGUUUCAUGGUUUUUUGGUGGCAGUUCUCUAUUGCUUUGCUAAUGGAGAGGUGAAAGCCGAGCUGCAGAAGCAGUGGUCCCGUUUCCUGCUGGCAGAUCCCUUCGGCUGCAGACUCUGCUUUCUCGGGGAAAACAUCAAAUACCUCCGGAAAUGUUCACAGAAACGGAAGAAGCAUCACCUCAGCAGCAAGCACCUGGAGGUGAGCAAGCCCUGGGAGAUGCAGCUGCAGCAGGUGCUGGGCAGGCAGAGGACAGAGGCCAGCACAGGUCCCCCACAGAUGAGCAUGUCCGACAGCAGCGAGGGAGAGGUCACCACCGGAGAGACGACCGAGGAGGUCUUUGAGGAAAGCGAAAUUUAG
This is a messenger RNA of Hirundo rustica (Barn swallow), 1704 nucleotides long. RefSeq names its product glucagon like peptide 2 receptor (gene GLP2R). The record is from RefSeq and is a predicted model, not a curated record. The transcript is spliced from 14 exons. Gene Ontology annotation, biological process: adenylate cyclase-modulating G protein-coupled receptor signaling pathway; cell surface receptor signaling pathway. Lineage: Eukaryota; Metazoa; Chordata; Aves; Passeriformes; Hirundinidae. The coding region runs from base 1 to 1704 and encodes 567 amino acids. Gene Ontology annotation, molecular function: glucagon receptor activity; peptide hormone binding. Gene Ontology annotation, cellular component: plasma membrane.